CAAUACAUCAUCUUCUUCUUCUUCUUUCUUAUGGCAUUUUGACCCUGUGACCUACACCAUUCAUUCUCCAUCAUUCUAAUCAAAAACCCUCCUCUCGGUGAAAUGGCGGUGGAGCUUAUGGGAUUCCCAAAAAUGGAUGAACAGAAAGCAAUACAAGAGGCUGCCUCUGAGGGAUUAAAGGGCAUGGAACACCUCAUUCAUCUCCUCUCCCACCAACCCUCUCACUCUCCUCUACAAGCUGACCUCACUGACGUCACCGUUUCCAAAUUCAAAAAACUCAUCUCCUUACUCAACCGCACCGGCCAUGCCCGCUUCCGCCGCGCUCCGCUUCCCUCCUCUCCCUCUUCCCUCUCUCUCCCUCAAUCCCACACUCUCACUCCAUCUCCGGCCCACUUCACCUCUCCGCCGGCGGCUAAUCCGGCCGUCGUUCAUCACCCGCAGAGUUUGACUCUCGAUUUCACAAAGCCUAAUAUCUUGAGCUCCAACGCCAAGUCUCUGGAGCUCGAGUUCUCUAAGGAAACAUUCAGCGUUUCCUCCAACUCCUCCUUCAUGUCCUCCGCCAUCACCGGAGACGGCAGCGUUUCCAACGGCAAGAUCUUCCUCACUCCCCCGGCGCCGGCAGUCUCCGGCGGAAAGCCUCCACUUUCAUCGGCUCCGCUCAAGAAGAGGUGCCACGACCACCGCGACCAUACAGACGACGUCUCCGGCCAGAUCUCCGGCUCAAACAAGUGCCACUGCAUCAAGAGAAGGAAAAAUCGGGUGAAGAAGACGAUGAGAGUGCCGGCGAUUAGUUCGAAGAUCGCCGAUAUUCCGCCGGACGAGUACUCGUGGAGGAAGUACGGUCAGAAACCGAUCAAGGGGUCUCCGUACCCGAGGGGUUAUUACAAGUGCAGCACGGUGAGAGGGUGUCCGGCGAGGAAACACGUGGAACGAGCUCCGGACGAUCCAACGAUGCUGAUCGUGACGUACGAGGGGGAACACCGUCACGCGAUUCAGGCCGCGAUGCAGGAGAACAUUUCUGGGAAUGGGGGUUUGGUAUUUGAGUCAACGCGAGUUUGCAAUUAAAAAUGGGUAGCUGUUGGGGUGGCUUUUUUUUUUUUUUUUGUAGUAGGAGCAAAAAACGUGAAUCGGAAUUAAAGCGGUAGCUGCAAUGUAAAUUUGUUCUGAUUCUAAAGAUUAUAAUAUUAUAGGGUGGUGGAAAUUUCGAAUCUUAAUCUUCUCCCACUAAAGUCUUACCUGUUAUUUUAUUAUUUAUUGUUUAUUUUAUAUAAGACAACUUUUUAAAGUGGUUUGAGGAUGAUCCUCGAUCAACAAUUUUUUCUUAAUUGAAUGAAUAGUUGGAUACUUGGAUACAAGGGGAGGGGUCGCUCAAUUGGCACUGGUGAAGGGUCCCAAUCUAAGCAGAUGAUGCUUCGUGACGGGGAAAUGGAGUGACAUCUCAACCUUAUUUUGUUCUUUCGGAUCCAGA
Gastrolobium bilobum is the source of this 1468-nucleotide messenger RNA. Its product is annotated as probable WRKY transcription factor 11. Gene Ontology annotation, molecular function: sequence-specific DNA binding; DNA-binding transcription factor activity. The transcript is spliced from 3 exons. The record is from RefSeq and is a predicted model, not a curated record. Lineage: Eukaryota; Viridiplantae; Streptophyta; Magnoliopsida; Fabales; Fabaceae. Bases 103 to 1065 code for a protein of 320 amino acids. Gene Ontology annotation, biological process: regulation of DNA-templated transcription.